Rotaria socialis is the source of this 861-nucleotide messenger RNA. Lineage: Eukaryota; Metazoa; Rotifera; Eurotatoria; Philodinida; Philodinidae. The record is from the annotation of a GenBank genome assembly.
AUGCUUAUUUUAGGCAAUGGAAUGCAAUGGAACAGAACAGGAGUUCGUGUUGCUGGUGACGGGACAGAAGGAUCAGGCGCUGCUCAACUUAAAGAGCCUAGAUGUGUCUAUGUCGAUGCUAAUGAUACAGUAUACGUGUGUGACACUGUGAACGGCCGCAUUCAAAAAUGGCCGAAAGGAGCUACGACUGGUACCACAGUGGCUGGUGGUAGUGAAGGAGCAAGCUCGAAUCAACUUAAAAUGCCACUCGGACUUACUUUUGAUAAGAAUGGUAUUUUGUAUGUUGCUGACACAGAAAACCACCGCAUACAGAAAUUUUCACCUGGCUCAGCCAGUGGCACUACUCUGGUUGGAAGUUCUCUUAACAAACCCUAUGGCGUAGCAGUUGAUGGAAAUAACAACCUUUAUAUAACUGAUCAUGAUAAUCUAAAAGUGAAGCGAUAUAAUAUAAAUACAUCAACAUUGACGGAUGUUUUCAGUUCUUCCAAUAAACCUUAUGGAAUCGCAUUUCUUUCGAAUUCAUCGAAUCAAUUUUAUGUCAGUUUUGACAGCUCUCCAGCUUUGGAGCUCUGGACAGUGGGAGUCUCUGGUGCUACUGCAACUCUAGGUAGUAGUAGCACUCAUGUGGAGCCUAAGUCAAUUGCUGUCGAUCGGUAUAAUAAUGUCUACGUAGCGGACAAAGGAAAAACACAAAUAACAAUGUAUUGUGCUAAUUCAGGAAGCGUUAAAACAAUUGUUGGAGGCUCCUCAAACACUAGCCCAAGCCUUGACGAACCUGCAGGAGUAGCUUUCGACGCGAACAUGAACUUAUAUGUGACUUAUAAAUCUCUUGCUUCAGUGUACAAGUUUUCACUUAUAUGA